Messenger RNA from Aspergillus calidoustus, 639 nucleotides. The record is from the annotation of a GenBank genome assembly. NCBI's taxonomy places the organism in Eukaryota, Fungi, Ascomycota, Eurotiomycetes, Eurotiales, Aspergillaceae.
AUGGAAACACAUAGUAGGGCGACUUCGUCUCAUGGGUCUAUGCAUAUUUCUCCGGGACCCGGUUUUCACGCUUCUCCAUCUCCACCAGCUUCGCUGCAAUCACAGCGAAGAUCCUGGCGGUCACCGUCAAAGCUCUUUUCUCGUCGAUCGUCUGCGACGGCUGGAAGGGCACAGCCUGAGGGUGCUUCUCAUGAUCGGACCAGAGCUUCCGUGUCCUCAGCCGGGAGAAAUCAAACUCCACGUGAAGAGAGCACGAGCGACGCAAAAUGGUGGCGCAUUCGCUUCUUCCGCGGCAUGAUAGACGAUGUUAAGCGUCGCGCACCUUAUUAUUGGAGUGAUUGGGCUGAUGCCUGGGACUAUCGCGUUGUUCCUGCAACUAUAUACAUGUAUUUCGCAAACAUCCUGCCGGCUUUGGCUUUCUCUCUUGAUAUGUUUGAAAAGACUCGUCAAAGUUAUGGUGUCAACGAGGUGCUUCUAGCCUCGGUCUUGGGGGCUGUAGUGUUCUCUCUUUUCGCGGCUCAGCCACUCGUGAUUGUUGGCGUUACUGGUCCGAUUACCGUUUUCAACUACACGGUGUACGACAUUAUCUCGCCGCGGGGAACACCUUACCUUGCCUUUAUGUGUUGGAUUGGAAUGUGA